AUGGAGGCGGAGGCCGGCGUAGAGAGUGCAGCGCGCCAUCUCUCAUAUUUCAAGAUAACGAAGCGAGGCAGGGUGCGCAAGACAGUUCGUGAGGUGUAUCUUAGAGACGACAUUCCAUGCGGAUUCAGAGAAUGCUGUCUCUGCGGGGAUCCGGCCAAAGCUGCAGGAAGUUUGCGCGCUGAGGAUCGCGUUCUCGUGCCGGAUGCAGCCUUGCUCCUGGCGUUCAUCGACUUUGUGGAGACGGACCCCUGCAUGAGGAAUUGCCUCAUUCUUUCGACAGUCCUCAAUCAGAGGGCGCGAGCCCUGGCGACAGUCCAAAAUGCUUUUGCCUUUUCCCGAAUGAGUUUUUCUCGCAGACGUUUGUGCAACCAACGGACGGUGAGAGACCCCUUAGCGCGCUUCUUGGAGGCUGCGCCACCCUUUCACACUGAUGGCCGGCAGAUUCAGCUUGCCGCAGGCGAUGAUUGGUUGGCAGGCUUUUCCAUAGCUUGCGCGUGCGACGCUUCCUUGGAGUGCACACAUUUGGGGUCCCUCUGUGCGCCGUCCAGUCUUUCUGCGAGUCCGUUUUCUCUUUGUUCUAUGUUUAUCCCAGUGGCUUCAGUGCCACGCGGCAGCCCUUGCUGCAGCAACGCAGCCGCCGCAGGAGGCAGCAGACUUAGCCGUCGGGGGGGGUGGACCACGGGUAACAGUGUUGACGCACGAUCCGAGCUUAAAGGUGUGCACUUGCAAGGGGAACGUUGCCGUCGCAGGGACCCCUUAGCACCUUUGUACUGCCAAGGAGGCGGCAGUACAAAGGUGCUAAGGGCGGUUUGCAUCGUGGAGAGAAGUUGCGACGCGUGGGAUAUAAGGAUUGGUCGCGACGUGGAAGACGCUGGAGGGGCUGAGGGCAGCGCUUCUAAGGCUUUCUAUGAGGCCCACUGGUCGGAGCAGCGCAUUGCCGAAAGCCUGAAACGAGGGGAUAUUUUGCAGGGCAAACUCAGGAUGCUCUCGGACUGCAACUGGCGGGGUCUUGUUUUCGCUGCUGGGGAAGAAGUCCGUAUAGUCGGUCGGACGAACUUGAAUCGGGCGUUCGAAGGCGACGUAGUUGCUGUAGAAAUAAUCUCAGAUAACCCGAUAUCGGCUGCGGAUCCUAGGCCAGAGGUUCCCCAGGCCCCUCCUGUAGAGGAAGGAGGAGCGGGUCUCUCGGCAGAACUUAAAGAAGUCAAUGAAGAGGCAGACCUCUUUGCAGACGACGGAGGCGAGGGGGAAGUCGAAACCGUCAAAGAUCCGGAGACAAAUAAACCAUCGUGCUCUUCUCUGAGGGAAGGCCGCGUGGUGGCAAUUAUCCGCCGAGGACGCAGGGAAUUUUGCGGGACGUUAAGACCCAUCGACGAAGUGAAGGCGCUGAGCAUGCCCUCAUCUGCCUCUGUAGAGCGCAUUUUCGUUCCCGCGGACCGCCGCAACCCUAACGUCGUCAUCAAGACAAGACAGUCGCGCGAACUGGAUGGCAAGCGGCUCGUUGUGGCGGUGGACUCGUGGGAUCGAUAUCAUAGGCUCCCCAGGGGGCACUGGACGGAAAUACUUGGCUCUUUUGGGGACCGCAAAGCCGAGGGAGAUUUGAUUCUGCGGGAGCAAGGCAUUACGCAACGGGAGUUUUCACAGGCGGCCAUGCGGUGCCUGCCUCCUCCGGACUGGACGCCCUCUCUGCUGUCGCCCUCUGAGAAAGCACGACGGUUGGAUCUUCGGUCUGUGCUGACAUGCAGCAUUGAUCCUCCUAACUGCAAGGAUAUUGACGAUGCGCUUUCGCUCGAGCGGCUCUCGAAUGGCCGGCUGCGCGUAGGCGUCCACAUUGCAGACGUGACGCACUUUCUGAGGCCAGACACACAGCUCGACAUUGAGGCUGCGGAGCGCUGUACGACGGUAUAUCUGGUGGAGAGAAGGACAGACAUGCUGCCAGCGCUGCUGACGACGGAUCUUUGCUCAUUAGUGGGAGGCCGUGAGCGUCUUGCCUUCUCAGUUCUCUGGGAGAUGGACGCUGAUGCAAACAUUCUGCAAACGUGCUUUCACAAGACGAUUAUCAAGUCUUCUGCGGCUCUGACGUAUCAGGAGGCCCAGAGCCUUAUCGACGAUAAGAGAGACAAGUCUCCCCUAGCCGAGAACUUGCGAGAGCUUCUGCGGCUUUCGCAGAUAUUCAGGAGACGCCGCAUGGAGGCGGGGGGCCUCCAGCUGGCAAGCCCUGACGUGCAGGUUAUCAGGCAGGCCAUUGCGGAGCACGCAAACGAGGAGCUCUCUGAAGCAGAGGGAGCCUCCGGUGCAGAGGGGCAUUCCAGAGACGGCGCGGGAAAGGACCUUAGUGUGGAGACAGUCGAGCAGGAAGCAAUUGAUAUAGCACUCUAUCAGGCGAGAGAAACCAACAAGAUGGUAGAGGACUACAUGCUGCUCGCUAAUGUCUCAGUCGCCAAGCAUAUUGAGAAGUUUUUCCCGCAAAACUCGCUCUUGAGGAGGCAUCCAUCCCCAAAGACGCCCAGCCUAGAGACCCUGAAAAAGCUCCUCGAGGCCAAGGGGGUCACAGACUUCGACUAUUCGUCCUCCAAGGCGCUGAACGCCUCUCUGGAGCGAAUCGCACGUCAGAAUCCGAGUCUUGACUUUCUUCUCCGCAUAAUGACGACGCGAUGUAUGAAUCAGGCCCUCUACUUUAGCUCUGCAGAGGCUGCCACAGGCAGCACCUCAGGGAAGGGCGAAGAAGGGGGAGCUGGAGACGGUGCUGUCUCCUCUUUCUUUCAUCACUAUGGCCUAGCAGCUGAGAUCUACACGCACUUUACUUCCCCCAUCCGCAGAUACGCAGACGUUAUCGUUCACAGACUCCUCGCGGCCACCUUGGGGAUAGAGCCCAUUCCACCAAUUGCACGGAGCAGAGAAAGACUCUCUCAACAGUGUGAACUGCUGAACUUGAAGCAUCGCGCGGCCCAGAUGGCGGGGCGCCAGUCCGUACAGUUUUACGUCUACCUCUUUUUCGUUGGAAAGGGGCCACAGGAAGUCACGGCAGUUAUCACGAAGAUAAAGAAGAAUGGUGCUCUGGUGUAUGUCCACGAAUAUGGAUUGGAGGGCGUUGUGUUUGUUAGCAAGGACCUCCUCUUUGACCCGGAGACUGAGCAGCUCGUCUCAAAAGACAAUACUGUCCGGCACUCUGUCUUCAGCAAGAUGCGAGUCCGCGUGGAAGCUCAGAGUGCCACGGACUUCAGGUAAACUGUCUCCUUCCUUUUGAAAUUGUGUCUGCCCUCCGCGCGGUUUUCGUUCACUUUCUGUGCAUACAGGGCGCUUCUAGUUGGCUGCCCACUUGCUGCUGCUCCCUUGUUUGCAAUGCUCGGGGGUUGA
Cyclospora cayetanensis is the source of this 3354-nucleotide messenger RNA. RefSeq names its product exosome complex exonuclease RRP44 homolog A. The record is from RefSeq and is a predicted model, not a curated record. Lineage: Eukaryota; Apicomplexa; Conoidasida; Eucoccidiorida; Eimeriidae. Gene Ontology annotation, biological process: rRNA catabolic process. The transcript is spliced from 18 exons. Gene Ontology annotation, cellular component: cytoplasmic exosome (RNase complex); nuclear exosome (RNase complex). Gene Ontology annotation, molecular function: 3'-5'-RNA exonuclease activity; RNA binding; endonuclease activity.